GUGUCCCCCUGCGCCGCUCGAGCCCGACAGAGACUCACUCCAAAAUGCAGCCGCAUCUAAUCUUACAGAUUUCUUUUGCAUCCUUUUUGAAGAUCUGCACCGGGGCAGAUUGGUGCUACCAGUCCCAGCAUACCUGUGCCACCCCUUGUAAUGGACCUGAGAAGUGGUACCAUGCCAACAAAGACUGUGAAGGCAGAGCCCAAUCCCCCAUCAACAUCGUCCACAGGAAGACCCUACCAGAUGAGCGCCUCACACCCUUCCAGUUCAGAAAAUACCAGGAUUCCUUCAGUGGCCUGAUCAAAAACAAUGGACACUCUGUUCAAGUAAAUGUGCCUCACCAACCGUAUGUGAUUGGUGGAGACCUGGAGACGCCAUAUAAGGUAGUGCAGUUUCACCUGCACUGGGGAAAGAACGGAGGACCAGGGUCGGAACACACUAUCGACGGAGAGCAAUACCCCAUGGAGCUGCAUAUUGUUCACAUGAAUGAGGAAUACUCAACAUUGGAAGAUGCCCUGAAAGACCCUAUAGGAGUUGCAGUCCUUGGAUUUUUCUAUGAGGAAUCCCUCAGUGCCAACAGAAAAUAUGACCCCGUUGUAAGAGCCCUCCAGCGCAUCAUGACGACUGGUGUUAAUACAACUCUGGUGUCAGUUUCUCUGGAACAGCUGAUUCCUCCCCAGCAGAACCUAAGCAACUACUACCGUUACAAAGGCUCACUCACCACCCCCGGCUGUACCGAGUCUGUGAUCUGGACUGUGUUCGAGAAGCCCAUCCCUCUCAGCAGAGACCAGCUGCGGGUGUUCUCAGACCUCCAGUUUAAGGAUGGCAAGCCUAUGGUGGGCACAUUCCGGCCGGUGCAGCCCCUCAAUGGCCGCGUGGUGUACCGGUCGGGAGGCACUGUGGUAGUGGCCAGCACUGCAAUCCUCUUGGCCUCCGUCACCAUGGCGAUGGGAUUAUCACAGCCCAACUAGAAGAAGGAAGGCAUUCUGAGCGAGCCGCACCACGACAUGCAUGAACACAAUGAGUUCUCAAAACCAAAAACCAAACAACCAACUGACAAACUAAAGUACAGCACCAACCAACAGCCAUGCCCUAAACAUUCAGCCUGAAAACCAACAUGUCCCAGGCCCUUACGAUACAUCAUAGUGAUUCAUGAGUUCUUGAAUUAUCGAGUUCUGUAGCUCAAGUUCUGAAGUUCACAAGUCCUACAGUCCAUAGGUUCAAUCUCCCUCCCUGUCCAAUGUUAGAUCAAUUUAGAGUCCUCAGCCUAAAUUUACAAUACAAAAUGUGAGGAGCCUCUGCUCAGUGCUCAGGUCGUUGGGUCACUGCACUAGAGUCUAAACAUAGAUGUCAAUAAAUCCAUGACCUAGUUGGUAUUAGACUGGCACGUGACCAUGUUCUUAGAACGGAAUGUGUGAAUGGUGGGUCAUAGCUAAUAAUAGAUAGCACUCAUAAAUACUCUCCAGUUCAAACCUAGGAGAGGAGGAGAGAGAGAUGCCAUGGCCUUGCCUUUCCCUCUGCAACUCCUAUUUCCACCACCACUGUCAGGAGUCAGGUGGGGAUUCUAUGCCACCCACCACGGGCCAGGCAAAUUAUCUGAGGGGUGAGGGGAACGGAGGUCCCCUAGCUCCAGGUGAAUCACCCACCAUAGGGUAAUGAAGGGCACAGGCUGAUGACGAUCACAACGGACCAUGCGGUUCUGUGUGUUACCGAGGUAAGAGGCUGAACUGUCCCUGUCCCGACUCCCAGAUCCCCAGUCACACAUGAGUUCCACGAGGAGGAGAUGGAGGAUAAUGAUGAUGAUGCAGUGAUGGGGCGAAGAGCUGAUAGGGGGAUUCAGAAGACUCAGUUUCUAGAAGCUAAACACAGCAGCGUUUAAGAUAACUAACUCAUUCAUUCAUUAAUAAAUAGAUGAAUCAAUUGAUUUGAAAAAUGGACUCAUUGAUUGAUCCUUAUUGAACCGUUGUCAUUACAGUGUUCUGACCAAUUAUCCAUAUCAAAUGUUUAACAUUGAUCUGCAUGUUCUCUCAUGCUGGAAUCUUGCUGUAACAGAACUACAGUAAAGUACUAUAUAGACUGUACAACUGUGGCACAGCCUUCCACCCAGCCACCAUGGACACUUCAGUAACGUUAUACUCCUUCUCCACCAGCUAGGCCAACUAAACUGUCUCAGGUUUAUCGUUGCGAACAUGCAACUUGUGUUCAUGGCUUGUAUUGCAGGUUCUCGGAUGCAUUGAAUUAUACCCACUGUGAAUUAUUACUACAUUCAAUAUUUUGACUUCUCAUUUUAUUUAUUCACAUGGCUUCUAUAUCUUGCUAAUUCAAGCAAGAGAUUUGUGAGUUUCUUGUGAAUAAAACAAGAUUGAAGUGGGAUUAUAUUAGAAAUAUUAUAUUGUUUCAUAACGCACCAAUGUUAUAUUUCUAUACUCUGACAUUUGUACACAUGUAUUUAUGUACUGUAUGUGUCACGCCUGCUCCCGCUUCCCCUCUCGAGGGCACCAGGCUGUCCUUCAAUACGCACACCUGUCACCAUCAUUACGCGCAGCAGCACUCACUGGACUCCUUUACUAUGUUGAUUGCCCCUCUAUAUCUGUCUGCUCCUCAGUUUGUUCCCAGUGUCAGCAUUGAUGUCGUUACGUUUUCCCCUGUCCAGAUGCUGUCCUUGUUUGUUUCUUGUCUAUUAUCCAUUAAAUGUUCACUCCCUGCACUUGCUUCUUGUCUCCCAGCUUUGGUCCAUAUGUGUAUAUUGACAUAUAAAGACACAUUGUUGAUGUUAUUUAUAUAUAGCUAGGUAUUUAAAAGUUUAUAUAUUGACAUCUAUCAGAAAGAAGAACCAACCCAAAAAAGUUGAAUUGACUGCAUUAUCAAGUGGUUUCUGACCAAUUCAAAAUACCUGUACUCUUGGAAUGAUUUAUGUUGACUUUCAAAAUUAUUGAAUAGAUUUGUUUGUUUAUUUGUAAUGCUUGAAAAUGUUAUAAGUGAUAUGGAGAAUGUGUUCCGAGUGAACAAUAAACUACUGACAUGCCUUUUCAA
Oncorhynchus masou masou (cherry salmon) is the source of this 3030-nucleotide messenger RNA. Its product is annotated as carbonic anhydrase 4-like. The coding region runs from base 45 to 968 and encodes 307 amino acids. Gene Ontology annotation, molecular function: zinc ion binding; carbonate dehydratase activity. Gene Ontology annotation, cellular component: plasma membrane. Gene Ontology annotation, biological process: one-carbon metabolic process. NCBI's taxonomy places the organism in Eukaryota, Metazoa, Chordata, Actinopteri, Salmoniformes, Salmonidae. The transcript has 8 exons. The record is from RefSeq and is a predicted model, not a curated record.